GCAGACUAGUGUACGGUGGGAAGGUAGUCUUUAUGUUUGUAGUGCAUGCGUUGCGUCAAACAAGACACUGGUAGGCAAAGUGGAGUCUGAAGUUUAAAUCUCCAGGAUGGGCUUGGUUAUAUAUGCACUGGCUGCAGCCAUUUCUUUUGCCAUCUCGGGCCAGAUGGAGGGGGCCUGCAUGCGUGGGCGGGCCUGGCGACAUUUUCUCCCGGCGAUGGCAUCCGCACGGCGGCAGCCAAGACACCGUUAUCUGUGCCGCAGCGGCAGCGGACCGGCCAGCAGCGCGUUCUGGAGACUACCCUGGCGGCAAGGGUGUGCCCAGCAUGAUUGCAGUGGUGGCUACUACCUGCCCUCAUCCCCUCGUGUCCUGGUGUCGGCCGCCAGCUAGCCCCACUUUGAGUCUGCAUUGCAAAAAAAACCUAAACCUGCGGAUCUUGUUUGGCAGAAAAAAAAGCAAUUCGCGGAACGGCACUUUAGCCCACAAUAGAAACUGGCAACGAUAAGAACCCCCGUUCAGCAGCAUCUAUCAGGCCCUGUUUGAGGCGGACCCGCAGGCCCGUAUAUGCCGCUGAUAACGAGGCCAUCUAGGGGCGCUGGGGUAAA
This is a messenger RNA of Suhomyces tanzawaensis NRRL Y-17324, 603 nucleotides long. RefSeq lists its product as uncharacterized. The coding region runs from base 123 to 503 and encodes 126 amino acids. NCBI's taxonomy places the organism in Eukaryota, Fungi, Ascomycota, Pichiomycetes, Serinales, Debaryomycetaceae. The record is from RefSeq and is a predicted model, not a curated record. The transcript has a single exon.